Molecule: messenger RNA, 2789 nt
Organism: Paramisgurnus dabryanus
Lineage: Eukaryota; Metazoa; Chordata; Actinopteri; Cypriniformes; Cobitidae
Source: RefSeq, a predicted model, not a curated record
AUGUGGCUCCACCUGCAGAUCUACAACGUGUUUCCAGUGCUUAGGCCGUGGCUGAAGAACUGGAGACUGCUAAUGGAAUGUGUGGAUAAAUACCAUGCUGAAAUACAGGUGCUGGUGGAUCGCUUACGGGAGACCUUUAACCCUCUCGACUGCAGAGGAUUAGUUGAUGCCUUCUUCAUCCAAAAACAAAGCUUAGAGAAAUCUGGAGAAAAUGAUUCGCAAUUUAAUGAUCUGAACCUGCUCAUGACUGUGUCCGACCUGUUUUCUGCCGGUACUGACACCACCGGCACAACGCUACGCUGGGGUUUACUGCUCAUGGCCAAAUAUCCUCACAUACAAGAUCGGGUUCAUGAGGAAAUUGACAGGGUGCUUGACGGACGUGAACCGGUUACAGAGGACAGGAAGAAUUUACCUUACACAGACGCUGUGAUCCAUGAAAUCCAGAGACUGGCGAAUUUAGUGCCCUUAAAUGUGCCACAUAAAACCAGCUGUGAUGUGAACUUCAAUGGAUAUCUCAUCAAGAAGGGGACGUGUGUUCUACCACUGCUGACGUCUGUUUUGAGAGAUGAGAGCGAGUGGGAGACGCCCGACACUUUUAACCCUGAACACUUCCUCAAUGAGAACGGUCAGUUGAUCAAACGUGACGCCUUCAUGCCCUUUUCUGCAGGUCGCAGGGUUUGUUUAGGAGAGGGUUUGGCCAGGAUGGAGCUCUUUCUGUUCUUCACUUCUCUUCUUCAGUGUUUUCACUUCACUCCUCCACCUGGAGUCUCUGAAGAUGAAUUGGAUCUCACACCAGUUGUGGGUCUCGUCUUGAAUCCCUCACCACACAAACUGUGUGCAGUCAGUAGGGUAGAAAAACAAAAGGCUAAAUAACUAGAUAAAAAUAUACCUCAUAAAGGUUGUAAAACAUAAAGACUCUUAAAGUGGCGUCCAGUGACUUCUUUUUCAAGGGCACACGACUGCAAAGUUUGUCAAAACGUGUAGCUCAUCAUGUCAAAAUAUGCGUUUGGUGGGUCAUGUGAACCUAUGUGCACCACACAUCAUGCAAAAUACGUGCUUGCUGGAGAUGCUUCUAAAGGGUUUAUGAUAAAAGAGACACGUUUGCGAUAGUGUCUUGCGAGUAUUUUGUAAACCUGAGCGCCUCUUUUAUCAUAAACCCGUUCGAUGCGUGUGCAGCAGGCACGUAUUUUGACAAGACUCAUUAUGCACAUAAGUUUACAUGACGCACCGAACACAUAUUUUGAAAUAUUUUGCAUUUUGAAGCAAACGCUAUCUGACAAAGCUUGCGCUAUUUAAUGUGCAAUUCCGGUUUACGAUACCUCUGAGUUGUCCUAGACGCGACUCAACGCAACACUGAGCGGCCGGUGUGCGACCCCCUUUAGACUUUUAUAUUAUCUCAUUAGCUUCUACAUUACACAUGUAUAUUCUGUGCCCAAACAUAUUCAAUUGUAUUUUUUGUUGGAGUAAAAAUAUAUGUGCUGUAUAAAUAUUUGUAGAUCAUUUAUGCAUUUGACAGAUACUUGUAUGCAAACUGAUUUACAGGGCAUUUAAGCUAUACAUUUAUCAGUAUUUGUGUUUACUGGGAAUCAAACCCAUGAUCUUCUCGCUGCUAACCCAAUGAUCUAGCACAGUGGUUCCCAACCUUUUUAGCCCUAAGUACCCCCACAGCCCUAUCAGUAAGGCUCAAGUACCCCUUCAUCGAAACUAAACCAAAAUUGUAAUUUAAAGACAAAUAAUUAGUAAUAUUAAUUAAUUAAUUUUAAACAUUAAAGUAAAAAUCACUGACAGAUGAAGCAUGUUUAUUUCAACAAACCACCAUCAUUGCGAUCAGUGUUUGCAUUUUAUCAGUUCAUUUGCAUUUUAAAAGACACACCCAAAACGGCACAUUUUUGCUCAGGCCUAUAAAAUGUCAAUUUUGACAUGCUAUAAUUAAUUAUCUGUAGGGUGUUUUGAGAUAAAACUUCACAUACGGACUCUGGGACCGCCAAAGACUUAUUUUACAAAUGUAAAAAAUUUCAUCAUAUGACCCCUUUAAGGGCCAGAUUUAGUAACAGCUUGCGCAAACCACAAUUUUGGCGUUAAUAACGACUGAUCUGAAUAAAGACACGCAGUAGAAAUUUAUCUCUGAAAAGGUGUCACUUUUGCGACCUUAUUGCAUAUGCAUUUGAAGAAGUUUUCCUUUUAGGAGCAACAUUAAUGUGAGGAGAGUAUUAAAUUUUGCCAGAGGAACAUACUUUUUUUAAAAAAUAUAUAUAGUUUUGCCAAACCUAUGCUAUGUUUAAUUUGCUGGAGAAAAGAGGAGGAGAAGUCACGAGGAGAAGUCAAAUCAGGUUUUUCAAAACUUCGAGAAGUCAAAUCAGGUUUUUCAAAACUUAUUUUACCCUUCAUCUUUCGUCCUCCGGUUCUUAGUGUGCUUUUAGCUGGAAUUUCACACUCCGCAGUCCGCAUUUUCAUUGCGAUGUCCUGGCAAGGUCUCUUGUGCGCUUUUGCAGUAAAUCACACGCAAAUCGUUCUUGAGUUGGACAUCGCUAAUGCGUUUUGGAGCAUGCAGCGCAUUUACUCAGGACGGCUAAUAAUAUUAAUGAUAAGAUUAAAACGACAUUUAAAGUAGUCCUUUUUACAAUGCUUUCCUCACAAAAAUCAAUCUUAUGUCAAUGACUGGACAAACGAAAGACAUUUUAAUUAAAAGUAAAUGAGAUCAAAGCAAAAUCUAAAUCUUUUCGCGUACCCCCUGGAAACUCUUCACGUACCCCCUGGGGUACGCGUACCCCCGGUUGGGAAUCACUGAU